AUGAGUGAGUUCAAAAGGUUAAAAACAUCGGAAGAGAUACUGGAGUUUUUAGAUAAUGUAGACGUGAGUGAUGAUGAACCCACUGAUAUUAUUAUAAUUCCCCCAGAUGUCGAUUGUCUCACUGAUGAGGAAAAUGUAGACCAUAAUGCAAUUGUAAUAAAUGACGAUACAAAUGUACUCAGUAGUGACAUAUGUGGUACAUUUGAAGUUUUAAAUCAUAAUUUUGGAAUGGCUGGAACUUCAAAUGUACUCACAACCGCCAGAAAAUCCUAG
Macrosiphum euphorbiae (potato aphid) is the source of this 273-nucleotide messenger RNA. The record is from the annotation of a GenBank genome assembly. NCBI's taxonomy places the organism in Eukaryota, Metazoa, Arthropoda, Insecta, Hemiptera, Aphididae.